Molecule: messenger RNA, 2475 nt
Organism: Kockovaella imperatae
Lineage: Eukaryota; Fungi; Basidiomycota; Tremellomycetes; Tremellales; Cuniculitremaceae
Exons: 6
Coding region: 1-2475 (824 amino acids)
Source: RefSeq, a predicted model, not a curated record
AUGGUAUUCAUCACCGGGACCAACUCCAUUCGACGUCGUGAAGACCAAGCUCCCGAGGGAUCUGGCGAAGAUUCGUAUUUCGUCUCGGACAGCUCACCUAUUUUCUCCUACGCUAAUGGCACCUCAUCCUCAUCAUGGACAGCAGGCUAUGCCAUGCAGUCCGAUGGCUAUGAUGAGACGUUACACCUGACAACCAUCUCUCAGUCAACCAUCAUGUUCAAUAUGACUGCCUCUUCCAUGACUUUUCUCAUUCCGUCCUUCUACAAUUGCCAAGCCACCGUCUCCAUCAAUGAUUCUGCCACUGUCCCAGCUUGUACCAAGUCGUCUGAUACAGGUGAUGAGCCAUUCACAUUGUUCAAUCUGCCUCUCGGGGUCCACAAUGUCAAGUACGAUACUGGUCACAUCGAGCCCGGUCAACGAGUCAUUUUCUGGGGGAUCGAUGGUAUUCGACCUCCCGACACGGCUCAAAUGACUAAUGUGACCGUCGAUGACACGUACUCGUCUGCUGAUGCUGGGCCGGUCGGUAUAACUUGGCAAGGUGCUUGGAAUCAUAUCGAUUCGGAGAGCGAUACCAGCUUGGAGGAGCAGAACGGGCUGGGUAGUGAUUUCAACAAGACCAUCUCAGUUACCUCAAAGACGGGCGCGUCAGUGACCUUUUCAGGCGCAGGCUCUGCAUUCUACAUUUAUGGCCUGGUCGGGCCAGGGUAUGGGUCAGCUUCGGUAGCUUUGGACAAUGAAAUGGUCAUGCCGAGCCUGAAUCUCACAGCACCCUGGCCGAUGCCAUACCAGCUUUUGUGGUUCACUACUGGCUUGAACCCCAAUCAGACGCAUACCGUCACCAUGACGAGCUUGUCGGAGCAGAAGAUGGCCAUCGACUUUUUCCUCUUGUCUGCAGAUCCCGUGACCCUUUCUCGAAUCUCAACGACCGCACCUGGAUCCACCGAAUUCAUCUCGACAACGGCAGGCAAACUCAUCUGCUUUCUUCUCGCUCCGCUCAUUAUGCUCGUGGCGGUGGCUCUUGUCCUGUGGUGGUUCUUCGUCCGCCGAAGAGAUCGUCAAGACUCCGUUCGAGGUUCUGAUUCGAGCUCUCAAUCUGGAAUCUGGCUUCAUCCUUCUCCAUCGAAUGAGAAGCCACCUGCCAUCAUGGAAUUCGACAAGAACUGGUCCAAUCCAAGUAUAGAGAUGUUUGUCUCUUACGAGCAUGGCCAUACUGGGUACUUCAGGACGCCCUCCAAAGCCAGUUCAGCCACUAGUGGUAGGAGCGGUAGGAGCCAUCGAAGUCAAAAGAGCACGUCAAGUGGUCGCUCAUAUCGGUCGCAUCGGACGACCACGAGUCAUCACACGCAACAGUCGACGGAUUCGUCCGAAUGGCGACGCGUCCCCUCAGGUACAAGUGCAAGCACAAACACAAGUACAAGCACCAGCAGCGAUUCGAGUCAAUCUCACAGGUCGAGAUCUGAUCGAGAGAGUACGACGGAUGAUUCUCCGAUGACUCCUGCACACCGUGCUCCUCCUGCCGUCCUCUUGGCUAAUGUUCAAGCUCAAGCAGCAGCAUUGAAGGAUGACAGACCAGAAGGAUGGCAGAGACCUCUCCGAUCUCUGCUCGGCUCGAGCUAUGCUCGGUCCGACACGGGUGAUAUGAAACGCCAGACGAAUCUGCCACCUUAUAGCGCCGGUCUCGGGACGAUCGAGCAAGGUUCAGAAGGGCGAAUCCAAUUCACGGGAGCAGCGACUCUUCUCCCCACUGCGUCAGACGAAAAGAUGGAGCAUUUCAGAAGGAUGCUGGCAGUGGCGGAUGGAUCGUCAAACACCAGCAACAGGAGUCCACCGGCUCACGUUCAAAUUCAUGGUCCUUCCACUGUCCACGCAUCGGUACAACCCUCAUCUUGUGCGCUUACUGAUGACGCUCGGUUUUCCAUGGCACCAUGGUCUGGGAUCGACAGGAUGAGCUCUUUGCCACCUAGCGAGGUCAUGUCAGUCUAUGGACAGCCACCUUCCGAACGACGAGAGAGCAAUAUGACGAGCUUCACGAUGCAAUUGGAUCCAGGGAUACGUACUCCUUUGGCACUCAGACCCAGCAUGUCACGGCCUACACCUAGGGUCAUUACUGAUCUGAGUGAUAGUCGAGCCGACAGACGAAGAGAUCAAGGAGAGCCACCCUCAUCUCUAUCCUCGGGAGCUGCGAAUAGCGCUGUGCCUCUUUUGAGCCGGCACGAUAGGCUCUGUGACGUCCCUGGAACAUUGUACGAUGUCAAUCUAGAACAUGAUCUGGACUUGCAGCUCGCAGUGUCCGAGGAGAGGCAUCAAGCGGCCGCUCAGGGACCGAGCUCGUGGCGGGGUGGUGGGAGAAAUAGAAGCGGUACGAUCGCGUCUUCGAGAUCAGGGACGAGUAUAGGGACCACAAUGUCCGGCGCUAGACCUGAUUCUGGACUUAUACCAUUUGAAGAAUUUUAUAGCUCUGUCAGACCGCGAUAG